AUGUUUUACCACUUGUACAGAUGUAUACCUUCUUGCUGGCGUUCUCCGCCCGGCAGUAAUCACACCGAGUUUCCCCAUCACGUACAAAAGGAUGACAGCAGACAGCUGGUUGUGUGGGAGGAGUGGUCACCUUGCUCAGUGUCUUGUGGGGCCGGUUGGAGGUCAAGGGCCAAAGUCUGCGACAACUGUGACAGAAAUGACUAUGAGAACGUUCAGUCUCAACCGUGCAUGGUCAACUUUUACUGCCCAGUGGAUGGGCAGUGGAGUGAGUGGUCCGACUUCUCUGAGUGCAGCAGCAGUUGUGGCCCAGGGAUCUCCAAGAAGACCAGGCGAUGUGAUUCCCCUCUGCCUCAGUUUGGAGGCAAAAACUGCCCGGGUUCUGAAAUGUUUACUAAGAAAUGCGAGGUUGUAAAGUGCCCAGUGGACGGAGCCUGGUCGCUGUGGGGCACGUGGACAUUGUGUACUGCAACCUGCGGCAAGGGAAUCAGGGAGAGGACAAGAGCCUGUGACAGCCCAAGGCCUCAGUUUGGAGGUUCCGAAUGUGAAGGCUCGGCCACACAACAAGAGGAAUGUUACGGUGGCCAGCAUUGUCCUGUGGAUGGUAGCUGGAGCCCAUGGACAAGUAAUGGCGUUUGUCGAGCACCACGCUGUAGCCGAGGGCUGCAACUGAGAUCUCGGACCUGCUCAAACCCUGCAGCAGCUCACGGGGGCAAGCCGUGUAUUGGACAACAAAUGGAACGAAUCACUUGUUACAAUGACCAUGAUUGUCCAAAAAACGGCACAUGGUGUGAAUGGAGUGUGUGGAGUGCCUGCUCUUCAACUUGUGCAGGGGAAAACUCAAUACAGGGGCGACAGAGGGCCUGUUCUUGUCCCGCUCCUUCAAACGGAGGCUUUGACUGUCAGGGUGAGAGCUUUCAAGUACAAGACUGCAAGAAUCUGGCUUCAUGUAACAUUCCAAAAGAAUCAACACUGUCUGAAGAUGCUACCUCCAUGCAUAAGGAGUCACAACCAGACGCCACCAUCAGCACUGAUAGGUCAACAACUUAUGAGAACAGCAACAGCAGCAGCAGCCUUCCAGCAGCUGACAGGAUAUCAGCAUAA
This is a messenger RNA of Candidula unifasciata, 1101 nucleotides long. Lineage: Eukaryota; Metazoa; Mollusca; Gastropoda; Stylommatophora; Geomitridae. The record is from the annotation of a GenBank genome assembly.